This is a messenger RNA of Pipra filicauda (Wire-tailed manakin), 3976 nucleotides long. It is a transcript of the gene LRRN1, whose product is annotated as leucine rich repeat neuronal 1. The transcript is spliced from 2 exons. The record is from RefSeq and is a predicted model, not a curated record. Bases 369 to 2519 code for a protein of 716 amino acids. NCBI's taxonomy places the organism in Eukaryota, Metazoa, Chordata, Aves, Passeriformes, Pipridae. Gene Ontology annotation, molecular function: protein binding.
CCCACCCACCCAUCCAUCCAUCCAUCCACACACCCACCCAGCCCGCCGCCCCUCUCCGCAUCCCGGCGCGGCGGGAGCGCGGCGGCAGCGGCGGAUGUACAGCCCCGGGGAAGCCCCGCGGGAGCGCCCGGCCGGCGGAACAUCUUCAGACACUGAUUUGCAGAAGAUUCUGGAGCACAGAGGAGCAGCUGAGGGUCUUCAGUGUGUUUCUCCUCUUCUCUAAACUCAGCAAGUCAUCUUUAACCUUCUGGAUGUCCAAGCCUUUCACCUUAAACUUCAAGCUUUACAUUUUCUGCCUGAUAAGGGAUCAGCCUCUCCCCCGUUGGGAUUUUAGGGAGCUGGGGAGCUGAACUCCCUCUCUGGCCAGCAUGGCAAAGGUUAGAGCCCUUUUAACUGUGUGCCACUUGGUGCUAGAAUUGUUACUGAAUUCAUUGACUGAGUCUUCCAUGCAGAGCAGUGAAUGUCCCCAGCUCUGUGUCUGUGAAAUCAGGCCCUGGUUCACACCACAGUCCACGUACAGGGAAGCCACGACGGUCGACUGCAACGACCUUCGACUGACAAAGAUCCCCAGCAACCUCUCUAGUGACACCCAAGUCCUGCUGCUACAGAGCAACAACAUUGCAAAGACCACAGACGAGCUCCAGCAGCUCUUUAAUUUAACAGAGUUGGAUUUUUCACAAAAUAACUUCACAAGCAUCAAAGACGUGGGACUCUCAAAUCUCACCCAACUCACCACUUUGCACCUGGAGGAGAACCAGAUCACGGAGAUGACCGACUACUGCCUGCAGGACCUCUGCAACCUCCAGGAGCUCUACAUAAAUCACAACCAGAUCAGCAGCAUCUCCGCAAAUGCAUUCUCUGGCCUGAAGAAUCUGCUGAGAUUACACCUCAACUCCAACAAAUUAAAGGUCAUUGACAGCCGUUGGUUUGAUUCGACUCCCAACUUAGAGAUUCUCAUGAUUGGAGAAAACCCAGUGAUUGGAAUACUGGAUAUGAAUUUCAAGCCGCUCUCAAAUUUAAGGAGUCUGGUUCUGGCAGGGAUGUACCUCACAGACAUUCCUGGCAAUGCCUUGGUAGGUUUGGAUAGUCUUGAAAGUCUUUCCUUCUAUGACAACAAACUGGUAAAAGUUCCUCAGCUUGCGCUUGAGAAAGUUCCCAAUUUAAAAUUCCUGGAUCUCAACAAAAACCCGAUUCAUAAAAUUCAAGAAGGGGAUUUUAAAAACAUGCUCAGAUUGAAAGAGCUUGGGAUCAACAACAUGGGAGAACUGGUUUCCGUCGACAGGUACGCGCUGGACAACCUGCCCGAGCUCACAAAGCUGGAGGCCACCAACAACCCCAAGCUGUCCUACAUCCACCGCUCGGCAUUCCGCAACGUGCCCGCCCUGGAGAGCCUCAUGCUCAACAACAAUGCCUUGAAUGCAGUCUACCAAAAGACCGUGGAGUCCCUCCCAAACCUGCGCGAGAUCAGCAUCCACAGCAACCCCCUCCGGUGCGACUGCGUCAUCCACUGGAUCAACUCCAACAAAACCAACAUCCGCUUCAUGGAGCCCCUCUCCAUGUUCUGUGCCAUGCCUCCGGAAUACCGGGGCCAGCAGGUGAAGGAAGUGCUAAUACAGGAUUCCACCGAACAGUGUCUUCCAAUGAUCUCCCAUGAGACCUUCCCCAAUCACCUCAACCUGGACAUCGGCAUGACGGUGUUCUUGGAUUGCCGGGCCAUGGCAGAACCGGAGCCAGAAAUUUACUGGGUCACUCCUCUGGGCAAUAAAGUCACUGUGGAAAGCCUCUCUGACAAAUACAAGCUCAGCAGCGAGGGCACCUUGGAAAUCUCCAACAUCCAGGUGGAAGACUCUGGGAGAUACACCUGUGUUGCUCAGAACAUAGAAGGGGCUGACACGAGGGUCGCCACCAUCCGGGUGAACGGGACGCUCCUGGAUGGGACCCAGGUCCUGAAAAUCUACGUCAAACAAGCCGAGUCACAUUCCAUCCUGGUCUCCUGGAAGGUCAAUUCCAACGUCAUGACUUCCAAUUUGAAAUGGUCGUCGGCCACGAUGAAGAUUGACAACCCCCACAUCACGUACACCGCCAGGGUGCCAGUGGACGUCCACGAGUACAACCUCACACAUCUGCAGCCCUCCACGGACUACGAGGUGUGUCUGACCGUGUCCAACAUCCACCAGCAGACACAGAGAUCCUGCGUCAACGUCACGACGAAGAACGCGGCCUUCGCGCUGGACAUCUCCGACCAGGAGACCAGCACGGCCCUGGCGGCCGUCAUGGGCUCCAUGUUCGCCGUCAUCAGCCUCGCCUCCGUCUCCGUUUAUGUUGCAAAAAGGUUCAAGAGAAAAAACUACCACCACUCACUGAAAAAAUAUAUGCAAAAGACCUCCUCAAUCCCCCUGAACGAGCUCUACCCUCCCCUUAUUAACCUCUGGGAAGGGGACAGCGAAAAGGACAAGGACGGCUCUGCAGAGACCAAGCCGACCCAAGUGGACACAUCCAGAAGCUAUUACAUGUGGUAACUCAGAGGAUAUUUUGCUUCUGGUAGUAAGGAGCACAAAGACUUUUUUGCUUUAUUCUGCAAAAACGACGAGUUGAAGACUUUUGUAUUUUUGCCUUUGCUGGUGCGUGGCAGAGCGGAGGGACAGGUGGAUAUUUCAGGAGUUUUUCGUACAGCGUAUCGCAGCGGUCGGACCCAAAUGGCAGCUUCACCCGCCUUCCAAUUCUCCGGUAUUUUAUAUUAUUUUCCUUUUUUUUUUUUUUUAGUUCUUGUGCUCGACUUACUGCUGUUCUAACUCCAGUGCUGACAGAGGAAUGAGAGGCUGUCCCGGAGCCAUCCCGAGGUGCAGGAGCUCCCGAGCCAACCCCAGUUUGGGACCUGCGGUGAACUGGGAUUGUGAGCCCGGUCUGAGGACUCGGACCCUGAGAGAAGGAGACCCUGAAGGAUGUUAGUUGACUGUACUGUAAUGUUGUAUCAACUGAUUUGAAUGUUUUUGACUUUGAACAAUGAGUUCCCUUUUUUAUCAUUAUUAUUAUUAUUAUUAUUAUUAUUUUUGUAGUAGUUGAAGGCUUAGGCAAAGCUAACAGGCAAUAGGAAUAUGUACAUCCGAUUUUCUAAUGUAACAGACUAAAUGGUAUUUGUUCUCUUCUUCUUUUUAUUCUAUUUAGUAGACACUUUUGAAGAAUUACUAGAGUUUUGUUGUGUUUAAAUCACCAACACACGGUGUUUAAUGAAGGCAGAGCUAUAAUAAAUUUAGUUUGGUUCUGAUUUUUUUUUUAUUUUAGAAGUCACAAUAAUGUAUUGGGUUUAGCUGUCACUAGUUUGACUGGUGAUCAUGUUUUGACAUAAAAUAUAUCCAAAAUGUUAUAUAAAAAUAUUGUGGGGGUUUUUCUUAAUGGAAUUACGUUUCAGCAAAGUUCCAGGUUUUGUUUUUUUUAUGCAUUUCUGUUAUAGCAGUGUUUUCUCUGCGUUAGAUGCAAAAUACUGAAAGUAAUUUAAUGAGAGCAAUGUCUCGGUAUGGCUUUUGGGCUGAGAGUCACAUGCAGAAUCCAAACUGUUUGGCAUCAGGAACACAGCAAAAAUAAUUGAGAAGACUGUGUACCAGGCCCUUUUCCUUUUUUUUUACUUUUCUGUUUAUAUUCUGAGCUAAGAUCAAAAUGAAGCUGACAUUUAGCUGUCAUUACCAUCAGUUAGGACAAAAAAACAACUCAGUGCUACCAAACGGAAACAAACCAGUUGGCAUAUACUUAAAAAAAAAAAAAAAAAAGUUAAUUGGAUUCAUAUUCCUUUAAAAGCAGAAGUUAAGAUGAAAACUAACAAGAAAGUUAUAUUUGGGUCCAGCACUGAACUGUAUUUUUUACAGGCUGAAAAUUCUGAGUACCUGACUGAAAUGCUGUGGUAAAAGUGCAAACCUCAGAGAGCAGGGGUGUGAUGUGUGCACUGGGUACAACAUAAAGGCAUCAUUUACAGCUGAACCCA